Messenger RNA from Cylindrotheca closterium, 894 nucleotides. NCBI's taxonomy places the organism in Eukaryota, Bacillariophyta, Bacillariophyceae, Bacillariales, Bacillariaceae. The record is from the annotation of a GenBank genome assembly.
AUGAUGCAACUUGCCAGUUUGCUGAUCUUGUGGGGCUGUCUGAUGUCAACCAGCGUACAGGCAAUCACUUCAGAUGACGUUUCAACAUCGCCCCUGAAACAAUGGGAAUCUGCCUUUGCUGCAUCAUCGGCUCAGAGCAGUUGUCUUGCAAUGAAAUACAAUAACGAAUGCGUCCUCCUGCUGUACCGCUCCCCACUCAGCAAUCGGUGGAAACCCUAUUCGUCGUCAUCAUAUGCGCCUACCCAAUCAACCGAAUUAUUAGGUCUUCAAGUGAGACCCGUCGAGUCGACUGUAGUUCAACACGCGCCGUCAUGGAUGUCCUUUCCAAAUGCUCAAGUCUUGGCCAUGACUGGCUUUGCUCCUGAUGUCGACCAUUUGGCUCGUUCCAUCCAGAAGCAUGCCGACAAUCAUGAAAGCACCUACGAAGAAUCAAUGACUACACACUCCAUGACUACGAAAUUGGCAGCAGUAGUUCAAAAGGCAGCACAAUCUGGAGGACGUCCCUUUGGCGUACAGGCCCUGUUGGUUGGUGGGGAUGACAUCGAUCCUUCGAGAGGACUGUGCAUCUAUUCGAUUGACCCAAGUGGAAGCUGGCAGUCUUGGGGGAAGGGUGCUUCCAUUGGCCGAUAUUCCAACAAGCUGCGGAAAGCGUUGGCAGAAGCAUUGUCGUCGUCGUUGUCAGCGACAACUCUCCAGGAAACUCUGUCACAGCUGAUUGGCUGUUGGGUGGAGACUCGCAGGGCCGAAAACCUUAGUGCGUCGGAAGAAGAAGAUCUUGAGGUGUUGGUGCUUCAACGAAAUCCAAAAACUGGCCAUUCUGGGCUCUUCAUUGUCGACAAUGACCAUGUGAAGAACAUAUUCACAGAUUUGUCGAAAACCACUCCUCUGUCGUGA